CGCAGAAUGCACACGAUGAAAAUCCUGAACGUCGUCGGCCAGAAUCGCAAUCACAGGCAACUUUAUAACCUCGCUGAGAGAAAAUUUGCCCGCUGCAGCAAAGUCUCAUCAUUAAUAAAACGAGCGAGUUGCAAAGCCGCGUCCGUUAGUGCAAAAUUCAUAUGUCUUGGAUGUAAAUUGUGAGCACAGCCCGCCGUCGCUCAAGCUCGCAUUCGCGUAAAUCCCAGUAGUGUACAUACACUCGACUACUUCAAGUGGAAAAUGAUGAAUUAACUCUAAUUGAUUGAUACCGUCAAUUGUUCAUUUGGUUUGACAAUUUGACUACUUGUUCGAGACUUCCACUGAAACUUUUAUCGUGAUUCUUGAAAAAUCAACGAAAUACGAGAAAAAAAGCUUAUUUUUCAUUUAUCGGUUGAAACCAUCUAUUAGAAUUUUCGGGAGCAUCGCGUAAUCAUCUUUCUGCUCAAGGUUAGCGGAUAAGUUAUUAAACUUGCAUACACAUAUACAUAUUUCAUUGGCGUGUGUGUUGUUUAAUAACAUCUUCGAUUAGGAUGGCAUCGGCCAAACCAUUUACAUCCGAAAUGGGUGCUAAUCUUGAGCAAUCUCAAUCGCCACAAGAGCAUCAAGAACCCACCGAGCAACGGCCAAAAGUGCAACUGCAAUUGCAUAAGCAACAGCCUAAAGUGCAACAACAACCCGCCCAACAACAGCAGAAGGGAAUGACACUUCCCGAAGCUGUUAUGUAUGGCAAUGCCAAGCAAGUUUGUCAAUUAAUAGCUCUCAACCAAGGUGUGAGCAUCGAUGAAAAGUGGACUGAUUAUGCCUUGCUAAACCUUGCUCUCAAAAAAAGACGCAGACAAAUCGCGAAAAUUCUCAUUACCGAGGGUUGUCGAGUUCACAAGCCAAACUUGAAAGCUGGUGUGGAUACACCGCUGCAUUAUGCUGUCAAAGAGGAUAUUGACAUGGUACAGAUGAUGCUGGAUAGAGGGGCUGAAAUCUCUCAGCAAAAUGAACAUGGAGAAACACCACUGAUGUUGGCAGCAAAAUUAAAUAAACCAGAGGUUGUCGAUUUGAUAUUGAACAAGUUUAGCUCAAAUUUGAAAAAUAUCAAAGCCAAGGACAAAUUUUCUCAUUUUUUUGUUGCUUGCAUCAAAAAUAAAACUGAUAUUAUAAAGCAUAUGAUGAAAGAAGGUAUUAAUAUCAAUGAACAAGUAGAUUUGAAUGCAGCGAUGUGGGCUGGGUAUACAGCUUUGCAUUUUGCUGUUUUAUUCAACAGUUUUGAAACUAUAAAACUUCUUCUUAGUCACAAAGCUGAUGUAACUGUAAAAAAUGCUGACCACAUGACAGCUUUGCAUUUGGCUUACAAAAAAAAUAAUGAAACAGCCAUUGGCUUACUUCUUGAUGUACACGAAAAGAAUUUUAAAAAUCCUGUAGAUGGGAAUGGAUUCUCACAUUUUCAUAUAGCCUGCUUGAGAAAUCAUUUAAAAGCUGUAAAAAAUUUUGUUGGACACAGCGUAGACAUAAAUCAUGCUGUUAAAAUCAACGCAAACCAAUAUGCUGGAUAUACUCCUCUACACUUUGCAAUUAAAGCUCUUAGUGUCAAUGGAAACAGCCAGAAGCCCUUGAUCGAAUAUUUGGUCAAGCAAAAAGCUGAUGUUAAUGCACGCGAUGCACAGAAUGAAACACCGUUGCAUUUGGCUUGCUUUCAGCCCGAACACAAGGUAAAUAAGUAUGCCCAGCACGUGGAUAACGCCUCGAGACCCGACACCGAGUCGAACACACCAAUUCAAUGCGAGAAGUUUUUUCGGAUAAUCGACCAAAUUGAGCUUCUGAGAAUUGUAGAUCUUCUCCUGAAUUGCGAUAGCGACGUUAACGCUUGUAAUUAUAAUGAUGAAACACCCGCAUUUUUUCUAUUCCGAACCAAUUACGGGUCUCGUGAUAUGACUAAAAAACGCGACAAGUAUGCCAAUGCUGUAUCAAAAAUGUUCAAUUCUCAACGCUACGAUGUUUUGAAGCUUUUGGUCGAACGCGGACUCGAUGUAAACCAUAAGGACGAUCGCGGUAUGACACUGUUGCAUCAUGUGAUGGAUCUUGACGAGCAUCAAUUAAUGAAAGAGGACAUGGUUAAGCUACUCAUCGAACACGGCGCCGACGUUAACGCCAAGAGUUUGUACGGACCGACUCCGUUACACUUGGCCGUGAACAACGGUCACGACAAUCUCAUCGAGCUUCUUGUCGACAGUGGAGCCGAUGUGAACGCUAUUGAAAAAGAUUACGGAUCUAGGACUCCUUUGCACAUGGCUACAGUGCACCGUCAAGAGAAAACCAUUCUCCAUCUGAUACGUGGUGGAGCUGAUCCGUCUCGAGUGACGUCCAACGGCAUGAGCGUGAUUCACUUAGUCGCUCUCGACGAUCACAUGCGACUCAAACAGCCUAAAUCAACUUCUGAAUCUCCGAUUGAUCCUCGACUUGCCUUGAAUGGAAUGCUAAGAGCCGUACUUAUGAAUGGUUGCGAUAUAGAUAUGCGAGACAAGAAUGGAAGAUCGGCUCUACUGCUCGCUGCCUGGGAGUUGAAUCACACUGCCGCAUCCAUUUUCAUGGAUUACUUUGCCGAUGCCAAUAUUCGAGAUAAUGCCGGUGAGACGUGUUGUUCGUUUCCUCUUUACGAAAGUGAGAGUAUCGCCUAUUAUUUUUACCGGUACAUCCAAAAGCUUAAGAUUGCCAACUUUCCUCUCAGCGAUCAAAUCAAUGACUUCUACAAUGCUAAUACCGGAUGUCAUCCCGAAUUGACUGAAGACUUGAUCCAACAACUACGCGAGGAACUCGAAAAAAUGAAAUCUGCGAAGAUUAACUUUUUCUGCAGCUUUUACGAUCUCAUGUUCAAGAAUUCAAUGUACGUCGAACAAGUGCUCGAUACGCCCCUUUUCAAAAGCUCUCUCGACUCAAUCGAUCAGAUUUAUCCUAAUUUUGGUAAACGUCUAAUAACGCAGUAUGGUAAAGGCUUAGCAAGGAGAAGAGAAAUGAGAAAGGCCGAAACCGUUCUUGCGGGCUUAUUUAACAAUCGAGUAUCAACUCACGUAGUGGAAAAAAUUUUAAAGUACCUCGACGAUGAAACGUUGGCGAAUAUCAUAAAAUCCAACGAUCCUAAAUUUGAAUACAAUCAUCCACGUCAAGCGGUGCAAGAAUUUAUUACAACUCCAAUGAGCCGUAACCAGGAUGAAUUCAUUACGGAUUCAUCAACUUAUUUGGAUAAUAAAUGCGAAUCGAGAGAACAAGCCAUUGCCUAUUGCAAUGCUCUUAUGCAAAGAAAGCAACUAUUAGUAAAAUGACUGAAAGAAUUUGAUUCUUUAGUAUGUUUACAGAACCAAUAUGAUUCUUAUAACUAAAAAAUGUUUCAUUGAUUGUUCAUUGUAUGUAGCGUUAAAUUUAAUCGAUGUUAACCUUUGUUGACCGAAUCACAAUCAUAGACCUCUGCUUUGGUGUAGACAAGGUUUUUUUUAAUAUUAUAAUGUAAUCAAUUUGUUCAAAUAAUUACACUUUUUGUAAGAAAUUCAUAAUUGAAUGUAAUCAAACGAUAUACGCUACCUUUAAUGCCGAUAAAUCCUAAAAGAAAAUUUUCCCUCUCAAAGACAAGAUUCAAUAAAGUGUACUGCAAGUAAA
Messenger RNA from Trichogramma pretiosum, 3660 nucleotides. RefSeq names its product serine/threonine-protein phosphatase 6 regulatory ankyrin repeat subunit C-like. NCBI's taxonomy places the organism in Eukaryota, Metazoa, Arthropoda, Insecta, Hymenoptera, Trichogrammatidae. The transcript has 3 exons. Bases 552 to 3329 code for a protein of 925 amino acids. The record is from RefSeq and is a predicted model, not a curated record. Gene Ontology annotation, molecular function: protein binding.